AUGAACAAGCUCCUAUCGCUGGCCCUCUGUCUCUACGCUGUGGCGGCUGUGAGGCCACCCAACGGGCGAUAUGAGAAUGUAUCAAAAAACUUAAACGAGCAGCUAGAAAAAAGGGGUGGUUCUAAUAACGGGAAAGCAUUUAACUUGAAAGAAAACAUAAAGUAUGAAAGGAAGAAUAAUUACGAGCUCUUUGUAGACUCGAAUGGAGAGCUACAACAGGAACGUUUUGGAGUGAAGGAACCCAGACAAUUACUAAAAAAAAAUGUGGAUCAGUUAAGGUACCUAAUUAACGAUUUGGAAGUUCUCACAGGAGUGUAUAAAUUCAACGCGAGAGAUAAAGAAAAGGUGUUGAAGGAAACCUUGAAGCCGGAAUCUCUUUGCUUUACCAUGUUGGGUCUGCUAUCGAACAACAUUAACAAGGUGUUACCAGUGGACGACUCUCCUAUAUAUGGACUGCUAAUCAAGGGAGAAAGGAACACCAACACGAAUGAAGUGAAUACAGAACUAUCUAUCUAUGCAAUUCUAUCAAACCUAUCGGUGUAUGUUGGUGAGUUUAAAUUCCCUUCUUUGAAGACUGCUCCCUAUGAGAUCCCCUUCCUGGUUGGUUACUACAACAAUAAAGGAAAUGGCUUCGGAAACAAAACAUUUUCAUAUCUUUGCCCUUUACCAACCUUCCUAAUCGAUGUCGUAAGGACAACCAAGUUUGGAAUGAAGUUUAAUUUUAAUGGAGUCGACAUGAACGCGGAAAUGUUAUUCCCUGCUACCUUAUCACACUGGCUCGAUAUGCCAUCCAUGGUCCCUGUGCAAACGGGAGAUAAGUAUGAGAGCGAGAGGAAUGCCAUGGUACAGGUGCUGAACAAAGAAGCCAAGGAUGUGACAUACCGAAAGGUGCAUGACACGGGAGUGAUUGAAGGGGAGGGUAUUGUGAAGGCACAAGAAAGGAUAUUAGCCUCCAUUUCCUUUUCCAAUAUGAGAGAAGCAGUGAAACGUUUUCUAGCGAGUUCGGGCAAAACCCCCAUGGAUGAACCUUCCAGUGUUCUUUACUUUUUGGCCCUCAGUCAGAAGUUGUUUGGCAAAACGAAAGAAACAACGCAGAAAAGAGUAACAAAUGUGGAGGUAUCCAAUGUCGUGCAGAACAAGGGUGGAUUCUUACAAGCGUAUAAUCUGAAGCUAACUCUGGAAGACUCCACCUCAGUGACAGUAGAUGCGCUCGUACAAGGAAAGAAUGUGUUGGUACCUAGCAAAAUGAGCGAUGGAAGCAGUGGUGCCUCGGCCUCGUUGGAGGUGCCCGUAGCUUACGGACUGAGCGUGGGCGGUAACGCAGGGUUGACCUACAGCUUCGCGGGUCUAUCCUUCGACCUGAGCAACGCUUUCCCCUACAGCAUGAACAACUUGGCAUCCUUCGUGAGCGCGGUGUAA
Plasmodium knowlesi strain H is the source of this 1419-nucleotide messenger RNA. RefSeq names its product conserved Plasmodium protein, unknown function. The record is from RefSeq and is a predicted model, not a curated record. NCBI's taxonomy places the organism in Eukaryota, Apicomplexa, Aconoidasida, Haemosporida, Plasmodiidae. Bases 1 to 1419 code for a protein of 472 amino acids. The transcript has a single exon.